Molecule: messenger RNA, 4866 nt
Organism: Leopardus geoffroyi (Geoffroy's cat)
Lineage: Eukaryota; Metazoa; Chordata; Mammalia; Carnivora; Felidae
Product: acyl-coenzyme A synthetase ACSM5, mitochondrial
Exons: 13
Coding region: 2170-3852 (560 amino acids)
Biological process (GO): acyl-CoA metabolic process; fatty acid biosynthetic process
Cellular component (GO): mitochondrial matrix
Molecular function (GO): fatty acid ligase activity; fatty-acyl-CoA synthase activity
Source: RefSeq, a predicted model, not a curated record
GGAGCUCAACAGCCAAAGCAAGCUUUCCUCUCUAUCCUCUGCCUUACAAGGACAAGACAAAGUAUAUUAAUACCUGUUCUAGGUUAUAGCCCCUGGAAAAUGGCAAAGGGGUCAUAUGGUAGAGGCAAAGCUAUCAAAUCAUCACUUUUUCAUAUUCCUUUGGGCACAUUGGAAGGCAUUUUACUUCCAUCCUCCUUUUCAGGAAGGUGGGACCAUGUGAUUGAAUCUGGCCAGUGGAAUAUGGGUAAAAAUCAUAUGUGCUGUUUCUAGGCGUGGUCCUUAAAACCUCCUACAUGAUUUUAUAUGUUCUCUCAUCCACAUCCAGGCACCAGAAGCCAAGACUCCAGCAGAGGACUUGCUGGGGAUAGUGGAGUUGCCAGAAGUUACUAGAAGGUAAGAGCCUGAGUUCCUAAUGAUUGCAAAGCACAGAACUGUAUCCCCCCAGUGAUCUAGUGGGAAAUAAACUAUUGUGUAAAGGCACAGUAAGUUGAGGAUUGUUACAGCAGCUAACAUUACUUACUCUAAUACUAAAGAAGUAGAAAGACAACAGAGGUUACAAAGCCUCUGAGGCCUGACUAUUUAGCUUAGAAUCCUAGCUCUACAACUAAUUGUGCAGGCCCAGUUUCUGAGUCUCUCCAUGCCUGAGUUCAUCUGUAUGCACAACAGAAAUAUCACUAGUAGCUGUUACCUCAUGGGAUUUUUUAAGGUUAAAAUGAGUAAAUUCAUAUCAAGCAUUUAGAACAGUGCCUGAUACAUGGUAAACACCGUAUAAGUACUGGUUUUGAAAAUUAGACCCUAAGAUGUGGGAAGGUUGGGGUCAUAUCUCCUCUGAAAGUUACCAUACACUCAGUGUUAAUGAAAGGCAUGGAUCCUAGAUGAUAGUUGCCUUAUACUGGGGGGCCUGGGAGAGGCAUGUGUACCCCUUCCCACCACAAGAUUAUAACCUCUCCCGAUCCCACAAAUUUCAAAGUAACUUGCUAAUGUCCUAGAAGGGAGGGUGGUGAAGAAUAUCACAAUUUUCAGAAAUAUUAGUGUAUGACAACCAGUUUGCAAUUAUGAAACAGGCUGAAGUUCAAUUAAUUCUAAAACAUCAGAAAUGUUUGUGGGAGAUCGCAAACAAUGAAUGCCAUAAGUGCCCUCUUGUGGCAGUCUCAUACCGCAUAAGAUUGAUCCCUUCCUCUUCCAGAAGGCUCCAGAACCCAUUGCCCACCCUAGAAAUUAGUCAGUCUGGCAGACUCUACUGGGAAGCCAGGUUGCUCCAGGCACUGUGCUUACCUGAAGUACUGGAAGAAAUGAAUGAGACUUGAGGUCUGCUCUCAAGCUGCCUUUAGCCUGAGCUCCAACCCCUCUCUCUGAUGAGCACUACUUUUCUGAAUGUUGUCUGAAUAUUAGCAUUAAGCAAGCUGUCUUGAGCUUAUCUGGAAACUUUUAGACUGUUACCUAGCUGGGUAAUUAAGGGUAGAAAGAACUUUUUCAUGUCUGGGUUCACCAAUAUAGGUCAUUUGUGUGUUGGGGAAGGGCGGGGCAGUAAAAUCUUAAUAGCAUUGCUUUCCCUUUGGCCCAAAAUACAUUUCUUGGAUUGGUCUCCCUGUUGAACUGCAGUUCAUCCACAAAAACCCCAUUCAGAUGUUGCCACCUGCUGAAAUUCUUGCCUGACCUUAUCUAAUGCAGUUAAUUUACUCUUCUUUGUUCUCCUUCUGCACUACUUGUUUGUGAUUUAUUUGCUUAUUGACUGUCUCAUUUUUGCAGUUGUUGUUCAUUCUGCCUAUAGGGCUGUUCCUUUAUUAUUUAUAAACCUGGCUUCUUUUUUUAUUUGGUUCAAAUAUCACCUUCUGUGGACAUUUUUUUGUCCAUUUACCUAUUCUGGUAUUUAUUUUUCCUUCCUGCCUUAUUAAUAGAACCAUUAAACAUUGGUUAGGGACACGGCCACCCAGCAUGAAGAUUACAUUUCCCAGCUUCCUUUGCAACCAGGUGUGACUAAGCAGUGGCCAGUGAAAUAUAAGUGGAAGUAUAAGGUGCCAGCUUCCAGGAAUGUUCCUUAACACUCAGUGAUUUCUUCUAUAUUCCCUCCAUCCUGCUCACUAGAUGAUGAUUGGAGCUCUGGUUGCCAUCUUGGACCAUGAGGAUGAAGAAUGUGGAGGGGUGAGCUGAAAAGAACUUGGAUUCUUCAUGACCUUGUGGUGCCACUCUGCUAGUCCUGGAUUGCUUGCAUCUAGACUUCAUUUACAUACCAGAGGCAAUAACAUGAUGCCAUGGCUAAGAGGACGAGUCCUCAAGGUGCUGAGAAGUGCGCGGGGAUUCUGCGGGCCUCAUGGGCAACCGCCACCUCUACUUGACCCUCAGGACAUUGUGGCCACCUGGGAAGCAAUCAGCCUGGGGAGGCAGCCAGUGCCUGAGUACUUCAACUUUGCUCACGAUGUACUGGAUAUGUGGAGCCAGCUAGAAAAGGCUGGACACAGGCCCCUGAUCCCUGCAUUCUGGUGGGUCAAUGGCACGGGAGCAGAAGUCAAGUGGAACUUUGAGCAGCUGGGGCAGCAGUCCAGGAGGGCGGCGAAUGUGCUGAGGGAUACGUGUAGCCUUCAGCCUGGGGACAGGAUGAUGCUGGUGCUCCCGCGGCUCCCGGAAUGGUGGCUGGUCAGCGUGGCAUGUAUACGGACAGGGGCUGUCAUGAUUCCGGGUGUCUCUCAGCUGACGGAGAAGGACCUCAAAUACAGGCUGCAGGCAUCCAGGGCCAAGUCCAUUAUCACCAGUGACUCCCUGGCUCCGCGGGUCGACGCCAUUAGUGCUGACUGCCCCUCCCUUCAGACCAAGCUACUGGUGUCAGACAGCAGUCGGCCAGGCUGGAUGAACUUCAGGGAACUCCUCCGCGAGGCAUCCACAGAACACAACUGUGUGAGGACCAAGAGUCAAGACCCACUGGCCAUCUACUUCACAAGUGGCACUACUGGGGCCCCCAAGAUGGUUGAGCACUCCCAGGCCAGCUAUGGACUGGGUUUUGUGGCCAGUGGAAGGCAUUGGGUGGACCUGACCAAAUCAGACAUCUUCUGGAACACCUCAGACACGGGCUGGGUGAAGGCAGCCUGGACCCUCUUCUCCGCCUGGCCUAAUGGAUCUUGCAUUUUUGUGCAUGAACUGCCCCGAGUUGAUGCCAAGGUUAUUCUGAAUACUCUCUCCAGUUUCCCGAUCACCACCCUCUGCUGUGUCCCCACCAUCUUCCGGUUGCUUGUACAGGAGGAUCUGACCAGGUACCAGUUUCAGAGCCUGAGGCAUUGUCUGACCGGAGGAGAGGCCCUGAAUCCUGACGUGAGAGAGAAAUGGAAGAGCCAAGUGGGCCUGGAGCUGCAUGAAGGCUAUGGCCAGUCUGAAACAGUUGUAAUCUGUGCCAAUUCAAAAGGCAUGAAAAUCAAAUCUGGAUCCAUGGGGAAAGCAUCCCCACCUUACGAUGUGCAGAUUGUGGACGAUGAAGGCAACAUCCUGUCUCCGGGAGAAGAGGGAAAUGUUGCUGUCCGAGUCAGGCCUGCCCGGCCCUUCUGUUUCUUCAGUUGCUAUUUGGACAAUCCUGAGAAGACAGAGGCAUCAGAACGAGGGGACUUUUACAUCACAGGGGACCGAGCCCACAAGGACAAGGAUGGCUACUUUUGGUUCAUGGGACGAAAUGACGAUGUGAUCAAUUCCUCAAGCUACCGGAUUGGGCCUGUUGAAGUGGAAAGUGCCCUUGCCGAGCACCCAGCUGUCCUGGAGGCUGCUGUGGUCAGCAGUCCAGACCCCAUCAGAGGGGAGAUUUAUAGACCUGAAGUCAGUCUUGCUGAAUCAGAGCGAUUGGGGAUGCAGCCCACGGCAUCUUCAUUUUGACCAGAAGCCCCUAUCCAAGUGAUCCUGGUGCCCAUUAAACUUUCAGGCCACAGGCACCUGGGUGGCUCAUUUGGUUAAGCAUCUGACUCGUGAAUCAGCUCAGGUCACGAUCUCACAGUUCAUGACAGCGCAGUCUGUUUGGGAUUCUCUCUCUCCAUCACUCUCUGCCCCUCCCUGCCAUCUUAAAAUAAAUCAGUUAACAUGAAAAAAACUUUGAGGCCACUAAUUUGAAAAAGGGAGGUGGGAACCCCAUGUCUGUGUUGGAGAAAUCACAGCUGGAAAAGUACAGCUAGUUUUGUAUGCCACAAAUUAACUGGGGUUUUGACAAAUGGCUGUGUGCACAGUUAAUCUGCUUAUAGUACUCAGAACAGAGCCUGGCGUGUAGAAGGUACUCAAUAAAUGUUUGGUAGUUUUAACGGCCAGAGAAAUCCCUUCCUAAUAACCAGAUUUGUUUGAACUUGGAAUGGUAGUGAGAUGCCCACCUUUGGGAAGUAUGCAAGGAUGGUGAACCACCACCUAACAGGAUGUUGUUGACUGAGCUAUAUGCUGGGGUGGAUAAGCAACCUACUGGCCUUUGAACUCUUCCAUUCCUAUCAGAAACCAUGUUCUGUUGUGCCUGAAUUCAGGACUCCUCCUGCAUGGCAGGAGGCAGCCUGCAAAGAAAGACUCAGGCAGAAACUACCAAGGUGCAGAAUGUCCCUCAGGAUGCCUGGCAUGGAAGCUGUGCAGCAAAACGUUUGCUGAUUGUAAACACUCAUAUAUGCGGGCUCAGAAAGACCCAUCUCCCCUUGGGAGAGUGGUCUGCAUUUUCCCGAAUCCUGCCUAUCUGGGGCAUUGCCAGUUACCUUUCUAGUCAGGAAGACCUGGAAGGUAUGGACCCUAAGGAGUUUGUGAAGCUCUUUACUCCAAAGUAUUUCCAUUGGAAGAGAAGCCCAUUGACUGCUAAUGGUGUCAUUUCAGGAAAGGAGAGAAGUUUGGGAAACAGGUAGGAUCCUGGAAUCAUUCCAUAAAAGC